UGUCACUUUGACUUCCACAGUGAUUAAAUAACGCUUCACUUGGUGAGAUAUUGAUUUUCCCCACACAUAAUGUGGUUAUAAUCAGGUGUCAUGUUAUGGAAGUAGAGUCAUUUGAGAAUGACGAAAUUGCAAGAAUGCUAAAUGAGUGGUUUGUUAGCAUCAAGGUGGAUCGCGAGGAGCGGCCAGAUGUUGACAAGGUGUAUAUGACAUAUGUUCAAGCACUCUAUGGUGGCGGUGGUUGGCCAUUGAGUGUCUUUCUUUCCCCAGAUCUGAAGCCCUUGAUGGGCGGCACCUACUUUCCCCCUGAUGACAAUUAUGGGCGACCUGGAUUCAAAACAGUUCUUAGGAAGGUGAAGGAAGCAUGGGAAAGUAAAAGAGAGGUACUAGAGCAGGGUGGAACACUUGCAAUUGAGCAACUAUCUAAUGCCUUGUCUGCUGCUGCUAGUUCAAAAAGACUCACGGAUCAAAUUUCUCAAGAUGUAGUAAAACUAUGUUCUGAACAGGUUUCAAAAAUCUUAGUCUGAUUUUUAAUAACUGAU
This is a messenger RNA of Dendrobium catenatum, 539 nucleotides long. RefSeq lists its product as uncharacterized. Gene Ontology annotation, cellular component: chloroplast. The coding region runs from base 96 to 524 and encodes 142 amino acids. NCBI's taxonomy places the organism in Eukaryota, Viridiplantae, Streptophyta, Magnoliopsida, Asparagales, Orchidaceae. The transcript has 4 exons. The record is from RefSeq and is a predicted model, not a curated record.